Messenger RNA from Darwinula stevensoni, 1035 nucleotides. NCBI's taxonomy places the organism in Eukaryota, Metazoa, Arthropoda, Ostracoda, Podocopida, Darwinulidae. The record is from the annotation of a GenBank genome assembly.
AUGUAUGCUCUCCACCGACAGGUCGAUCUCCUCCCCUACGUGAAUCAAGGGGAAUCCGCCUUUCAUGAGGUCAAGAAUCUGAUGGAUAAUGGUGUGUGGGAUCUCGGACGCGAAGAGGACGGUAUCAUCAUCAAGAGCCUUUACAGUCGGAAAUACAACAACUAUAUCUUCCUGACGGAGACGGUGGUGAACGCUUCUGCAGAGGACCUUAUCGAAGAGUACUGGUGGCAUUUCGAAAGAAUCCCCACCUGGAACACGGCGGCAUCCUCAAUGGAAGUCAUCAAAGUCGAUCUCCUCCCCUACGUGAAUCAAGGGGAAUCCGCCUUUCACGAGGUCAAGGAUCUGAUGGAUAAUGGUGUGUGGGAUCUCGAACGCGAAGAGGACGGUAUCAUCAUCAAGAGCCUUUACAGUCGGAAAUACAACAACUAUAUCUUCCUGACGGAGACGGUGGUGAACGCUUCUGCAGAGGACCUUAUCGAAGAGUACUGGUGGCAUUUCGAAAGAAUCCCCACCUGGAACACGGCGGCAUCCUCAAUGGAAGUCAUCAAAAGAAUUUCCAAGACCAAAAUGAUCGCCCGCGUGAUCGGAGCACAUCUAGGAUCGCAAUACAUCUCGAGAAGAGACUUCGUGGCUGUGUACUCUCGGCAUGGGGUGCUGGACACGCAGCGGAUGGUGGAGGAUUUCUACAUGUGCUUCAUCUCGACGGAGUUCCCCGGGGCACCGCCCGAAGGGGAAUACGUGAGGGCCACAUAUCAUCCGAGUGGAUUCCGGUUUUCACCGAAUGGAGACGGCUCCGCGACAUUCCAAUACCUGCUGAACGUUGAUGUGAAAAUCAACGCUCUGAUGAAGGCUUUAUCCCGAGUUGCCAUGAUUCCGACCAUGGCUGAAUAUGCCACGCAACUCAGAAAUUAUGCAUCAACGUUGAAGAAAGCCUGAUGCGGAUGCUUUCGCAAAACAUUUUCAGGUAUUGACAAUUUUAUUUUAUUUUUUUUCCUAUCCUCUUGUUUCUGUCGAAUUUGGAGAUGAAUAAAUUAG